AAUCCGCUGUGUGGCGCACGGGGGCGCGCUGCGCGCUGCAGAUGUGUCGCAGAUUUAAAAAGUCACUGACUGUACUCAUCUAGUACAAGGAAAUGGAGCAGUGCAAAGAAUAAAAUACUGAAUUGUAAACAAGGCAGCGGAAGAGAGGGAACGUGUGCAGCCAUUAUAACUGUGCAUGGGAUUUGCACAUCACAUUUAUUUUAACGACAAGAAAGAAAAAUACAAAGAUACAUUGACAGCUACUUCAUUAUUUUUUAGAGGAAUAACUUUACCAAUGGAACUCUCGGCAAUCGGCGAGCAAGUGUUCGCUGUGGAAUCAAUCAUAAAGAAAAGACUUAGAAAGGGUCAUGUGGAGUAUUUAUUGAAGUGGAAGGGCUGGCCUCCAAAGUACAGCACAUGGGAGCCAGAGGAGCACAUCCUAGACCCUCGACUGGUUUUAGCAUAUGAGGAAAAAGAACAGAAAGACAGAUCAGUGGGGUGGCGUAAAAGAGGGCCAAAACCGAAAAGACUUCUCGUGCAGAGGAACAUUUACGCAAUGGAUCUACGCAGCACACACAAAUUGACCCGGUCGCUUGACCCAAGGCUCCAGUCCUCAGGGACUUGUAUAUAUCGACGAUUAGCCCACCACAAGAAAAAGAAGAAAACAUCCAGAGAGACUUCUGAGGAAGAAUGGGAUAGAAGGGAUGAAGAAGAAGAUGAUGAUGAUGAUGAUGAUGAUGAUGAGGGGGUUAUGGAGGAGGAAGAGGAGGAGGACACAAGACCAGAAGGAACUAAAACUGGCAGCAAUACUUUAAACAAGCAUGUCAGGAGGGGAGCCUGGAGUCCAACCACUGAAUCAGAGGCAAUGACAAUAUCUCCUUUAUCUGAGGACUGGAGUCCAGUUAUGGGCCCAGAGGAGGUAACUGUGACAGAUAUCACCAUCAACUCACUGACUGUGACUUUUAGAGAGGCUUUGGUAGCAAGGGGGUUCUUCAGGAGCUGGGAGCUGGAGAUCUGACAUUACAGAGACUGAGGAUGGUGUGAGCCAUCAGAGGGGGAAAGGGAAUCGGUACAUCCAUUUUUUUAUUUUUUGCUUUGAUUAUGCGCUUGCACAACUUCCACCACUGUUUCAGACUACAUUUAUUUGCACUAUUAGUUCUAAUCAAGUUAAAACAUUUCAGGAUUGUGAUUGCAAUCAAUCACAGUGACAAUGAUUCAAUUAAUUACAAUCCUGAUAGUAUUAUGAGAUUUUGAAGUUGUAUUGGCCAUGAAACAAAUCUGAUUUUGCCAUGUGUUGUAGUUUACAGAUUCAACUAGCCGAGAAAAGCUUGAUUUAGUCUGGUCAUGUACUUACAUUAAAUUAUAAUGCUGGUACAGAGUAAUUUGCACAACUAAAUAUUCUGAAAAGCCAAUCUAUCACAAAUAU
Molecule: messenger RNA, 1405 nt
Organism: Rhinichthys klamathensis goyatoka
Lineage: Eukaryota; Metazoa; Chordata; Actinopteri; Cypriniformes; Leuciscidae
Gene: cbx7b
Product: chromobox homolog 7b
Exons: 6
Coding region: 176-997 (273 amino acids)
Biological process (GO): negative regulation of transcription by RNA polymerase II
Cellular component (GO): PRC1 complex
Source: RefSeq, a predicted model, not a curated record